Crotalus tigris (Tiger rattlesnake) is the source of this 2435-nucleotide messenger RNA. RefSeq names its product testis expressed 38 (gene TEX38). The transcript is spliced from 3 exons. Lineage: Eukaryota; Metazoa; Chordata; Lepidosauria; Squamata; Viperidae. The coding region runs from base 151 to 666 and encodes 171 amino acids. The record is from RefSeq and is a predicted model, not a curated record.
UCAGCAUCCUGUCUGCUACUGGAAUCCGAGAAAGCUCUUGAAUAUUCCUUAUGAAUUAAUUUCAACUACUCAUUUGGUUUUCUCCUCCUGAAAAGAGAGCAGCUUCAUCUUCUUAGAAUAAAGGCAUGAUAAAAUCCAAACUUACAGUAAAUGAUGAUUAUUCCUAGUGGUUUGCUGCCAGUGUAUUUUGGAAGCCUAGCUUUUUGCUACAUCUUGGUGUUCACCUGUAUGCUGCUCCUUCAAUGGCGAAAACAAAUCCUUCAGAAGCGCCGUGCGAAAGUCUGGAUGAAACAGUUGAAAGCAGAGUCUUAUUUUCAACAGGCCUUGGCUCACAGGGCUGAUGAAGAAGCUCAGCCUAGAACAAAUGUAGCCAUCUGCAAUCCUAAUAACAUCCCAGAGCCACAAAGCACUUUCUUACCCAGUGAGAAUAUUGUGGAGACCGAUGACAGUUCUACCCCUCCACUUCCAGAUUCAGUUCCAUACAAACCGGUAUUUCAAGAAGUUGCAUGUGCUUGUGCACUCUCUCACAUGCCGCCGCUGCUUGCACACUCAGCUUCUUACCCUUGCUCUACCAUUCCAACAGAAAGUUCACCAUUCAGCUUACCUCUAAAACCAACCAUCUUGAAAAAUGAUCCAUACAGUAUAGGUAGCAGGAUUUCUGCUUAGCAGUCAAUGUCACGGAUGGGAAUAUUUUUAACUGGUUUCAGUUAGAACUCAAUUAAAGAUCAGUUUCAAACUAUUUCUGUUUUCAUCCAAGCACUAUUUUAAUACUGGGAAGACAAUUUGCCUUUGACAACUAGUGUAGAAAGAAAUCACUUUAGAAAUUACAUUGUUCACAAUCCUUUCAUAUAUCAUGAAACCGAAGUGUAUGCUUCUUUCUAAGAUUUCUAAAUCCCAAUUGCCCAAAGAGCUAAAUAUUACAUGGCCAUACUUCUAUUUUUAACCUUAGUAAUAAAUUACAUUUUAAUAUAUAUGAGCAAUAUAUAUAAAAAAAACAAAUGGUAUGGAAGUCUUUGGAGCAACUUUUUCUAGUGUUAAGAGGUAAUCUGGGAACAGCAACUGGUUUUGCAAAUCAGUUUAUCAUGUAUUACAGUACUCCCAUAGACUCAGUAGGAUUUUUUCAAGUGAACUGCAUUUUCAACAAUAGUAAGAAAAAGCUGAACGCUUCAGUUUUUCCUGUAAUAUAUUUUUUUAGAUGAAAUGCAUCUUGAAAUAAAAUAACCAUCACACCCAAAACAAACUUAUUUUAUUUAGAUUUGACAUUCACAAUGCAUAAUAGGUGCAAAAUGCCACACCUAAAUCCAGCUUUAAUUUACUCCAUAAGAGCUUUUGCACAUUUGUGAGGCCCAAUUUUAUAAAACAUUUCACUUAGUUUAAGUAGGACAAUGCAAAUCAAUUACUUUUAUACAAUGUAAAACCAGUGAACCUUCAGUGCAGUGGAUUCCAAUAUAAAUCCUAAAGAACAAGUUCCAUAGAUGAACACUAUGAUUCAUAGCAGAAAAUUGUUUUAACAUUUUAAAGAUCUGAUUAUUCAAAAGGACAUAAUGUUCACUUUGGAAAUAUAAAAUCAAGAAUCAUGUUUAAUAGCAUAAAGAGCAAUACCACUUUUAAGUAUAGCCAACACUCCCAUACAAGAGAAACAGGCUUAGAUCUUUCAAAACCCUUAAGAAUUUUCUCCUUUACAAUGUUAUGGUUCUCCAUACAAAUAAACUACCCUUUUCUGUAAAUUUUAAUUUUAUUAAUUUAUGUGAUUAUCUGAACAAAAAAAGAAUUCUGCAAUAAAGAGCAAUACCACUUUUAAGCCAACACUCCCAUACAAGAGAAACAGGCUUAGAUCUUUCAAAACCCUUAAGAAUUUUCUCCUUUACAAUGUUAUGGUUCUCCAUACAAAUAAACUACCCUUUUCUGUAAAUUUUAAUUUUAUUAAUUUAUGUGAUUAUCUGAACAAAAAAAGAAUUCUGCAAUAAAGAGCAAUACCACUUUUAAGCCAACACUCCCAUACAAGAGAAACAGGCUUAGAUCUUUCAAAACCCUUAAGAAUUUUCUCCUUUACAAUGUUAUGGUUCUCCAUACAAAUAAACUACCCUUUUCUUAAAUUUUAAUUUUAUUAAUUUAUGUGAUUAUCUGAACAAAAAAGGAAUUCUGCAAUCAAGUAUUUUUUAUUUUUUAAGUGCCACUAUAUUUUCUUGUGCAAUCACAAAAGAGACAAUACAUUCCAUUAUUACGUUACCCUGUCCCUAUUCUAUCUAUUCUGAAUGCCCCUAAUUUUAUCAGGGAAUUUUAUUAUUGUGAAAUACCUGAAUAACCUAUUUUUUAUAUAAUAUAUUCAUUGGAAACAUUGCUAUAAAUCCAACAUUCAUUUGAAGCCUUCUGUUACUACUGUAAUAAAGAGAUGAGUCCAUUUCAUGGGCACCUAUGAACACUGAAAAAAAAAA